Messenger RNA from Populus nigra (black poplar), 1566 nucleotides. RefSeq names its product UDP-arabinopyranose mutase 1-like. Gene Ontology annotation, molecular function: UDP-arabinopyranose mutase activity. NCBI's taxonomy places the organism in Eukaryota, Viridiplantae, Streptophyta, Magnoliopsida, Malpighiales, Salicaceae. Gene Ontology annotation, cellular component: cytosol; Golgi apparatus. The coding region runs from base 261 to 1358 and encodes 365 amino acids. Gene Ontology annotation, biological process: plant-type cell wall biogenesis; UDP-L-arabinose metabolic process. The record is from RefSeq and is a predicted model, not a curated record. The transcript is spliced from 4 exons.
GAAAGGCGGCCUCCCCUGCAACUUCGUCGUCUCUUGUUUUUGAACAAGUCCUCUCACAUUCUAACCUUGAGCCUUCGGACACGUCUCCUACUUCCCUUCCACUUCUGCCACUUUUCCCGGAAUUGCACGUGCCAACCCACACCUCUCCUUAUAUAUACACACCCCCCGCAAUUCUACGUUCAUACAUCUCACCACAAGCAUCUCCUUCUCUACACAAAAACACACACAAACUCUCUCUCUUAUUUUUUGAAACAACAACAAUGGUUGAGCCUGCAACUGAUACCAUAGCAGCAACAAAGCUUGUGCCUUUGUUGAAAGAUGAGCUUGACAUUGUUAUACCAACUAUAAGGAACUUGGAUUUCUUGGAGAUGUGGAGGCCUUUCUUUGAGCCAUACCAUCUUAUCAUUGUUCAAGAUGGCGAUCCAUCUAAGAUUAUUAAGGUCCCUGACGGUUUUGAUUAUGAGCUUUAUAAUAGGAAUGAUAUUAACCGGAUUCUCGGUCCUAAGGCCUCCUGUAUCUCUUUCAAGGACUCUGCUUGUCGUUGCUUUGGUUACAUGGUUUCUAAGAAGAAGUAUAUCUUCACUAUUGAUGAUGAUUGCUUUGUUGCUAAGGAUCCAUCUGGCAAAGCUAUCAAUGCACUUGAGCAGCACAUCAAGAACAUUCUCUCACCGUCAACUCCAUUUUUCUUCAACACCCUCUAUGAUCCUUACAGAGAAGGAGCAGAUUUUGUGCGUGGGUACCCCUUCAGUCUUCGUGAGGGUGCCCCUACUGCUGUUUCUCAUGGCCUCUGGCUCAACAUUCCUGAUUAUGAUGCACCUACUCAGCUUGUCAAGCCUCUUGAGAGGAACACUAGGUAUGUGGAUGCUGUUUUGACCAUUCCAAAGGGCACCCUGUUCCCCAUGUGUGGUAUGAAUUUGUGUUUCGACCGUGACUUGAUCGGACCUGCAAUGUACUUUGGUCUCAUGGGUGAUGGUCAACCAAUUGGUCGCUACGACGAUAUGUGGGCUGGCUGGUGCACCAAGGUCAUCUGUGACCAUCUGGGACUAGGAGUCAAGACUGGUUUGCCAUAUAUCUAUCACAGCAAGGCUAGCAACCCGUUUGUGAACCUGAAGAAGGAGUACAAGGGCAUCUUCUGGCAGGAAGAGAUCAUUCCCUUCUUCCAAGCUGCUACUCUUCCAAAAGACUGCACCAGUGUUCAAAAGUGCUACAUUGAACUGUCCAAGCAGGUAAAGGAAAAGCUUGGAAAGGUUGAUCCAUACUUUGACAAGCUUGCUGAUGCCAUGGUUACUUGGAUUGAGGCCUGGGAUGAGCUUAACCCCGCCGGAGCUCCUGCUAAGGUUUCCAAUGGCAAAGCUUAAUUGAAAUUUUGAUUAGGUGGCUAGGUGCUUCAGCCAGGAAGAGAGAAGAAUUUACGCGUUCAAGUCAUUUUUUUUUUAAGAAAAAAAAACCCGAGCUGUGUGGUCAAUACUUGGAUUUUCAGAUUGGUGGAUGUAAUAUUUUUUUAGUAAUUUAUAAACUUCUUGUUUUGAGUUUAACCGGAAUAAAAUACAUUUAGUUCAGCAAUAA